ACACGGAAGUUGCAUCUAUUUUUUGCGUUCACACCCGAGCCGUCUUCAUCUCUCAUUGGGUAGCGGUGAAAUUUGAAAUGCAACCCGCUCAGUGUGGCAGUAGCUGCCGAAGGAUGUGGACAAAGGUUCGAAAAACUAACAGCUAAAAAAAAAAAAGGAAACGGAAAAAGAGCAGUGUGGUGGCUAGAUAUCACCGAAAGGCUUUUUUGUACAACGCCUCUCCAGGUAUGUAGAGGGCCUUAAAUUGUAAGACACCAUGGAGACUGCGGUGCUGAACCUCCAGAGCUUAUAUGAAAGGAUGAGGACGCAAGUUGACCUUCUCAGUGAGAACAUUGAACCCAACUUUAUUCAGAUGGCACAAAACUUUGAUGACUGCCGUCGCAAAUGGCUAAAGACUGAGCAUGAACUGGGGUCAUGCAAAGAGAUGCUGAGAAAAACGGAGACUGAGAGGGGAGCCUUGGAGGUCAAACUGAAGCAUGCCCGCAACCAGGUAGACGUGGAGAUACGGCGCAGACAAAAGGCUGAGGCAGACUGUGAGACACUGGACCGUCAAAUUCAGUUGAUCCGGGACCUCUUGACCUGUGAGGGAUCCAGUAACAGCAUCCAGUUGAGUGCAGAACAGCGCUCAGCUCUGGCUUUCCUGAACACAAACUGUCAGGCAACAACCAACCUUAAUACCAGCCGAAGACUGAUGACGAUAGAUGAAUCAGGCUCCAUCUUGUCAGAUAUCAGCUAUGACAAAACAGAUGACUCUCUUGAUUGGGAUUCCUCCACUGUGAGGACAGUGCGACUCAAGAAACGAGAAAAAAGGCGCUCCUCGAGAAAUCAUGUUGAUGGUCCUCCAGUUGCCUCCAAAAGGUCUCGAUCAACAGGAAAAACUUCAGAGAUGGGAAAUGAGGCCAUUGUGACAAAGACCACAGUGACUGUUCCUGCAAAUGGAGGAUCUGUUGAGGCGGUUUCUACCAUUGAGACUGUUCCAUACUGGACCCGCAGCAGGAGAAAGACUGCUGCUAUGGAAUGGGACUCUGAAUCUGUCAAGUCUGAAGAUGUCUUCAAGCAGCCUGCCAACCCUGAGCUAGAGAUGAAAGCUGCGCCUAGUACUCCACAAAGCAAUGGAGGCGUCCGCCUUCAUGAGUUUGUCUCCAAAACUGUCAUUAAGCCUGAAUCCUGUGUGCCCUGCGGAAAGAGGAUCAAGUUUGGCAAGAUUUCACUGAAGUGCAGGGACUGCAGGGUGGUCUCGCACCCCGAGUGUCGUGAGCGCUGCCCUCUACCAUGCAUCCCCAACCUGGGUGGCACACCAGUCAAAAUUGGGGAGGGUGUUCUCGCAGACUACGUCCCAGACACAUCACCCAUGAUCCCUCCCAUUGUGGUCCACUGUAUCAGUGAGAUCGAGCAAAGGGGACUGCAUGAAGCUGGACUGUACCGUCUUUCUGGUGCUGAGCGCACUGUGAAGGAGCUGAAGGAAAAGUUUCUCCGUAGCAAAACUGUUCCUGUGCUCAGUAAGGUGGAUGAUAUCCAUGCCGUCACUGGCCUCCUCAAGGACUUUUUGAGGAACCUUAAGGAGCCUCUUCUCACCUUCCGCCUCAACCGUUCCUUCAUGGACGCAGCUGAGAUUUCAGAUGACGACAACAGCAUAGCUCUGAUGUACCAAACCAUUGGUGACCUGCCACAGCCCAACAGAGACACGCUGGCUUUCGUAAUCCUUCACCUUCAGAGAGUUGCUGACAGUUUGGACACCAAGAUGGACAUCAGUAACCUGUCCCGAGUUUUUGGUCCAACAAUUGUGGGACACGCAGUUCCCAAUCCUGACCCUAUGACAAUCCUACAGGAUACCAAACGACAGCCUAAGGUUGUGGAGCGCCUGUUGGCUCUGCCGGUGGAUUUCUGGGCCCAGUUUGUGAUGGCAGCAGAACACGAGCAGCCGAACUUGGAGCAUUUGAUCAUUGAAAAUGCAAACUGCUACGCCACCCCUGAGAGAGCUGGAGUGAGCAUACUGGGACCUCUGACCACUCCGGAGUACCAGCUCAAUAAAACCCCCUCCUCCAGCUCUCUGUCUCAGCGCAUGAAGUCCUCUCUGACACCCAGAUUUGGGUCAAAGAGCAAAUCGGCAGUGGGAUUUUCUCGCCAAGGAAAGUUCUUUUCUUCUCCGCUCCUCAAAUAAUAUCAAAGCAGCUGCAUUUAAUCCUUUAUUCUUACUGCAAUAACAGCGACUAGUUUGUUUUAUGAAUAACAUUUAAUUGCAUCUAUAAACACCUCCAAUGUAGUCUUCCUCUGCAUUCUUAAAAAUUCUGUUUCUGAAUGUUAGUUUUUAUUGUUUUGUUUUUUUUGUUUUGUUUUUAACAUUUGUAAAAUGGGAUUUUUUUUUUUUUAAAACAACUAGUUUUUUCUGUCUGUGCACACUUGUGUCUUUAGGACUGUUGCUCCUAAUAAAUGUCCAGUGUGGCAUUCUCAUUUCAGAUGACAACACACGAAAAUGCACUGUCUAUUCACUCUUAGAUAAGUGUGCUCAUAGAUGAAAAUAUGUACUGUAUAUGAACAGUUUUAUUGUGACCCGCUUCUAAAUGUAAUUGUUUCCCUUUAAUAGUUUUUCAGCUCAUGUGUCACUCAGAAGUUGAGAAACUUAUUUUUUUUAUUAUUAUUUUUUUGGUAUUUCAUUCUAGGUUGUAGUUGAUUGUGUGGCUGAUGUUUGUAUUUCAUUUGUUUUUAUUUUAAUUUGAAUUGUCCCACAGUAUUUUGUUUAGUGAAUAUAAUUUAGAAGUGUGCAUACCUUUUUCCUUCUUGUUUAAUAACAAACUGUAGUAAUAAGAACUCAACUUUCAACCAGAUCUACUUGGUCAUCGUCUACAAGCUUCACUAGGUGUGGAUCGUUUUAGUAAAUGUCAAUGAUCUCAUUGGCUAUUAGCCUGUUGAAUUACUGGGGCAUUAUUUGAUAAACUAUAAUCACGCAGUUUGAACAAAAAUACACUAUCUGAAUUUCAUAUAAAAUACAUUUACAAAAA
Maylandia zebra (zebra mbuna) is the source of this 2999-nucleotide messenger RNA. RefSeq names its product Rac GTPase activating protein 1 (gene racgap1). Gene Ontology annotation, cellular component: cleavage furrow; centralspindlin complex; midbody. Gene Ontology annotation, biological process: mitotic cytokinesis; mitotic spindle midzone assembly; Rho protein signal transduction. NCBI's taxonomy places the organism in Eukaryota, Metazoa, Chordata, Actinopteri, Cichliformes, Cichlidae. Gene Ontology annotation, molecular function: GTPase activator activity. The record is from RefSeq and is a predicted model, not a curated record.